CUUUCUCUUACCAGAAGCACAUGCUAUAGUCUUACCUUCGUAUCAGUAACUGAUCACAAGCUAUUGAGAACCAGGCACAAGCUGACCAGGAAAUUAUAAAGGAUGUCAACCAUGUCACUAAGAAGGAGAGGCAAAAAAUCAAAUGAAGAUCCGGUUAGCGAAUCUGAUGAACCUUCUUCAUAUUCAGAUCAAAGGAAGCCAUAUGAAGCUUCUGACGAAGCAAAUGGCGGAGGGGUUCAUGAAGAUAUCAAUGCAUCAUAUCAACCACCACCAAAUGAAAAUCUUCACAAUUUGGAAAAUGAGGAUAAGGAUGAAGGUGAUGUACUAAAAGCAGAUGACUUAAAGGAUGCAGCAAAUGAAGUAAGAGAUCAAAAUAAUGAUGAGGAUAAGAAUGAUGGUGGGCCACAACAGCCAGAUCACGCAUGUUUAAAAGAAGACGAAGGUGUACAGUGUCCACAGCAUGAAUGCUUGAGAGAAGACAAAAGCAUACAGUGUGACAUUCUACCAAGAAGUCCAAAAUUCCCAACAACACGUGAAGUAGUUAUACUAAUUGUUGCAGUAUUAAGCCUUUUAGGUUUGGGUAUAUUAAUAUGGCUAGCAGGUUCAGAUUGGUCAAGCAAUGAUUGCAUGGAGAGAUGUAAAAUGGACAAGGAUGAGCUAUACAACAAGACAGAAACAUGCAUAAUAAACAGGAGAAGGGAUUUAUAUAAAUUUAACAUUACAGAUUAUAAGCGCAAUACCACAAUAAAGCAACUCGAGUAUCAACAAAAUGAAACCCAAAAAGCUUACACGCAAUGCAUCAAAGAUCUGGAACAAAAAAACAAAACACACAAAAGAUGUGAAGAAGACAAAAAGUUGUGUAUAGACACAAAAGAAAUCGACAUAAAUCGAUGCAGGGAAGACCAGAAACAAUUGAAAAAAGAACAUGAAAGUUGUAAUGAAGGCUUUAAGUUAUGUGAAACAACAAAAGAAGAAUAUGCAAUGAGUCAUGAUACGUGUAUAAAAGAAAAAAGGAGCCAGUAUAUAGAGCUGGAAAACUGUAAAACUCAUUGGGAUGGAAUAAAUAAGGCAUUGAUAAAGUGUCAAAGACAAACAGGUGGCUCAUACAGUGCAACUAGUUCCAGUUCCGUUAUAAUUACUAUAAUAUUUUCAAUAAUGAUAAUUUUUUGGAUUUUUGUUUAAGAUUUGAAUGCAACUAGACGUUCUGUGCUUGGCUGUACAAUAAAAGAAAAAAUUUUCCUUACCUAGAUAUUGUAGG
Molecule: messenger RNA, 1258 nt
Organism: Amphimedon queenslandica
Lineage: Eukaryota; Metazoa; Porifera; Demospongiae; Haplosclerida; Niphatidae
Exons: 3
Coding region: 103-1182 (359 amino acids)
Source: RefSeq, a predicted model, not a curated record